UGAAAGCAAUUCGUGAUGCCCAUGUUCAAUUUUACGUUAGUGAACUAGAGGAAGAAACUGGAACAGUACGAUGGCUACUAGACAAGAUCCCGACGGUCGUUCAAGGUUUGCCAAGCUUGGACUAGCAAUAAAUGAUGAGUUAACACAGGCAUAUAGAGAUAUUCUUGAAAUGGAGGUGUCCCCUGCAUGCGUGUUGAACAGAGUGAAAUCAUCAGGAAUUUUUCAAACCCUCUAUCCUGAUCAGUUACUUCUUCUGGGAAAUGCAAAAAAUGUUGGAUUUAAGGAUUUUGACAUUUCACUUUUAUACAAAUUGCUGAGAAGCAUUUGUACGAGGAUUCAGAAACCAACAAAUGGAUGGGGUGGGAAUACAAUGCCCGCAGAAGGAGAUACUACUGUAGGCGAUGAUAUUGAGAGGAUACGGUUAAUUCGGAACAAUUUAUUUGGGCAUGUGAGUUCAGCCUCGACUUCACUGACAACAUUCAAUAACUACUGGACAAUAAUAUCCGAAGUGUGCCGAAGAUUACAAACUUACACUGCCAAAAAUUACUUGGAUGCACUUAAUAACAUUCAGACACAGUCAAUGGAAGAGUGUGAAGAAGCCAUUAUAGAAAAAAUUAAAGUUGAUUGUGAGAAAGAAAAAUUACUCCUAGAACAAGUUUCUUCUCUGGUGUCAGACAUGCAAGAAAUAAAAGUAGCGUUGUGGUCUGAAAGAAAAGCAUAUUCUAAGCCUGUUGUUUCCAAUGACCCGAAAGUCAGAUCAGAUGAUGCCGAGAACACAGACCGGGAAGAGUCGUCAGCGGUUGUUAAAAGGCUGUUGCAUUCAAAAUACAAAGAGAUAGAACUGCUUGAGAAACAAUUGAGUAAAUACAGAGUACCAAAGAACCUGGUCAUCAUGGGACCGCAAGGUGUGGGGAAAUCUUCCUUUAUCAAUUCUGUUAUUGCAAGUUUUUCGUCCAAUUGCUGGCGAGAGUGGACAAAAGUGGGGGACUUCGAUGAUUGUAGAUAUGGGGAACGAGUUACACGUCAACUUAUUAAGAUAUCUAAGGAUGAUUACCUCGAUUCAGAGAGACAGAAGAAAUUUCACUAUCCAACACUGAUUGAUAUAAAUGGAUUCCAAGAUAUAUUCCUAGAGAAAUUAAUAGUCUUACUUAGAUAUGUCUUAUUUGGUCUGAUUACAGAUAAACACGAACUGUUAGAUGCACUGAAGUUUUAUGGGUAUAAUGACAUCAAACAGGCAAUGACAUAUUUAUCAAAACAGGAAAAAAUGAGGGUGGACGGUCUUACUGUUGUGACUUCGGCCGUCUCUUCUCUGCCUCAUAAUAUCUUAAAUGCAGUUAAGCAGGUGGCAGUAAAAGAGAUGGAAGUUCCGGUGUUUGGAGUGCUAACAGAACUUGACAAAGUAAACGACUGGGAGGCACUUGCAAUAAAGAAGAAGGAAUUCUGCUCCAAACUAGGGCUCCCAGAAACUCGACUGCUUCUAUGUACUAACUACUGCGAUGAUUACGACAAAUGCUCUGGGAAUUCCCGUCUGAAUCAAGUUCAUCCGGAGCUAGAUGUUCCCAUUUUAUCCUUUAUGAGACAGGUUUGUGAUAUUGUAAACAUCCAUACAAAAUUGAAAGUAAUCCAUUCUAGUGAAGUUAUAUUGUGUAGUGCAUUACAAGGACCACGAAUGAGAGCCCAGUUACAAGGUGCUUCUUCCCGAAAUGAACAAGAACUGGUCACUAUGGAAUAUUCAAACUUUGUAUAUAACUCUGGACCUGUCUACAGUGACCUGGCACUCGCCAUGGGUUUGGUUUGUGUUGUGCUUGCGAUCGGUUACUUGGCUCUUACCAAGUGA
Saccostrea echinata is the source of this 1837-nucleotide messenger RNA. RefSeq lists its product as uncharacterized. The record is from RefSeq and is a predicted model, not a curated record. The transcript has 7 exons. Bases 71 to 1837 code for a protein of 588 amino acids. Lineage: Eukaryota; Metazoa; Mollusca; Bivalvia; Ostreida; Ostreidae.